Molecule: messenger RNA, 1004 nt
Organism: Sinocyclocheilus rhinocerous
Lineage: Eukaryota; Metazoa; Chordata; Actinopteri; Cypriniformes; Cyprinidae
Product: isoaspartyl peptidase/L-asparaginase-like
Exons: 7
Coding region: 77-1000 (307 amino acids)
Cellular component (GO): cytoplasm
Molecular function (GO): asparaginase activity
Source: RefSeq, a predicted model, not a curated record
GUGAGAGACCUAAUUUAAUUUGUUUUAUCAACCCAGCGCUUUGCCUUUGCAAGAUAUUGUACGAGGAAGACCGAGGAUGAAGACUGUGAUUGUGGUGCAUGGUGGAGCUUGGGCCAUCCCAGACAUGUUAGCCAAAGCAUCCGUGGCUGGAGUCAAGAAUGCUGCGUGGGCAGGCGAUGCUGUUCUUAAGAAUGGUGGGAGUGCAAUUGACGCUGUAGAAAAAGCUGUGAGGUCUUUGGAAGAUGACCCAACUUUUGAUGCAGGUCAUGGUGCAGUGCUGAAUAUUGAUGGAGAGGUGGAGCUGGACAGUAUCAUCAUGGAUGGGGAAACACUUGCCACUGGAGCUGUGGCCUCUGUGAGAAACAUCGCUAACCCUGUUAGUCUUGCUCGUGCUGUAAUGGAAAAGACAGAUCAUGUCAUGUUGACAGAUAGAGGAGCGAGCAUGUUUGCGGAGCGCAUUGGUAUUCCAGUAGCUGAUGAUUUAGUGACUGAGCUGGAACGUAAAGACUGGGAACAAAGCAGUAGCUAUCCUGUCGGAGUCGAAAAAUUCUUCAACACACAAUGGGGCCAUGAUACGGUCGGAGCAGUGGCUCUGGACUCUUUGGGUAAUGUGGCGUGCGCUACAUCCACCGGAGGAAUCAGAAACAAAAUGGUGGGAAGAGUCGGAGAUUCUCCUAUUAUAGGAUCUGGUGGAUAUGCAGACAAUAGAAGUGGCGCGGUCUCUUGUACUGGUCACGGAGAGUCUAUUCUCAAAGUCACCUUAGCCAGAUUAAUCCUCUUUCAGAUGGAGCAAGGGAAAUCAGCCACAGCCGCCGCUGAAGCCUCACUUCAGUACAUGGGAGAGAGAGUGAAGGGAUGCGGAGGAGCUAUUGUUGUGUCCUCCACAGGGGACUGGGCCGCCAGCUUCACCACACCACGCAUGGCUUGGGCCUCCAUUAAAGAGGACGUCCUGCACUACGGGUUAAAUCCCAAAGAAGAUUUCACAGAGAGGCUGAAAUGAUAAC